AUGCCUUCUUCAAACCGCUUCCCACCCAUCAAACCCUCAGACCUCACCCCAGAGCAGGAAGAAGCACAUGACCACAUGUCAACAGUGGCCUCGAAAUUCUUCGGAGAUACGUCUGUUCACCCCUUCCUCCUAUAUCCCCACCAAACUCAUCUCCUUCAUAGCUUCACAUACAAAAACUCAGACGGUGCAUUCAUCGGGCCGUUCGCCCCUUUGCUCUACACACCGUCUCUUUGCAAACCAUAUUUCGACCUGGUCGAAGCUCUGACUAAGAUCUCUUCCUCGAACUUACCUGCUGUUGCGAGAGAAACGGCUAUCCUGGCAACGGGAUCACGGUAUGAAUCUGCCUAUGAGAUUUAUGCUCAUGAACGAGUGGCGUUGAAGUCUACUUCUUUGACGAGAGAGCAGAUUGGUCAGAUUAAGAGCGGGGGAAAGCCAGAAGGUUUGGGAGAGGAGGCUAGUGUGGCGUUUGAUGCUACGAUGGACUUAGUGGGAGGGAAGGGGAAUUUGGGUUGUAUGCUUAUACUUGUGUGUUGUUGAAUGGAUGUGCUGUGAGUUUGCCGGAAGGGGAGAGUAUUUGGUAAAGAGUCUUUGUGGGUUAGUUUAGGAAGUUGAGAGUUGUAUGGAAGACCGGGAGUUCUUGUGGGUAUGUCCUUCAUCUGUAUUUCUACUUCCAUUUUUUAAGUUUUGAACGGUAUGCAGAAGUUUGUAUUACGGAGAAAAUCACGUAAGAACUUCC
Mollisia scopiformis is the source of this 736-nucleotide messenger RNA. RefSeq lists its product as uncharacterized. The record is from RefSeq and is a predicted model, not a curated record. Bases 1 to 537 code for a protein of 178 amino acids. The transcript has a single exon. NCBI's taxonomy places the organism in Eukaryota, Fungi, Ascomycota, Leotiomycetes, Helotiales, Mollisiaceae.